Etheostoma spectabile (orangethroat darter) is the source of this 3338-nucleotide messenger RNA. RefSeq names its product cadherin-related family member 5. Gene Ontology annotation, molecular function: cadherin binding; calcium ion binding; beta-catenin binding. The transcript has 16 exons. NCBI's taxonomy places the organism in Eukaryota, Metazoa, Chordata, Actinopteri, Perciformes, Percidae. Bases 295 to 2943 code for a protein of 882 amino acids. Gene Ontology annotation, biological process: multicellular organism development; cell migration; homophilic cell-cell adhesion. The record is from RefSeq and is a predicted model, not a curated record. Gene Ontology annotation, cellular component: membrane; catenin complex.
UUAGCCUCUGAGCUGACGUUGAUCCCAGGAUACACACCAUAAGGUGCAAAUCUGCUUUUUAAUGUAUGUGGGGGGGUUAGUGUGUGUGUGGCCGACGGUAUCUAUUGUUGCAACUAUUGUUUUGUCCUAAAAGCCUCAGUUUGCCUUUUAAGUGGCGUUUUGUGGCUUUUCAGGGCUUUGGGAAUCAGAUAUGCUGCUUUCAUCACAAGUCAGGAGGAUAUGGAGACUGACAGACAAGCUGCAGAGGAUUUGACAAACAAAGAACUGAUCCCUGAGGUCUGACUGAGCCCAGGAAUGGCCCUCACUGAACUUAAAUGGAGUGUGUUUCAGGCCAGGGCUCUAGUCUGCUCACUUUUGGUCGUCCUGUGUCUGCACACAGCCACAGGAAUGUCAGGGUGGGGUGGAUGUUUGGACGGUCAGGAUGUAUAUGCGACAAUCAGAGAAAACAGCCACUCGGGAGAAGUUGUUGCUGAACUCAUGGCUGAGACCACAAUGGAGGGGGUUAACUGGAGCCUUGCUGGAAAGGAUGCUGAUUGGUUCUUCUUGGAGGGUAGAAGCAUCCGGCUGAAGUCAUCAGCCGAAAAGGUCCUUGACUUUGAGACUCAGGGUCCUGUUCUAAUGGCUGACUUGUCAUGUUAUGAGGAUGACACACUUCAGAGUGUCUACAGGAUCAUGGUGGAGAUUCUCAAUGAGAAUGAUAAUUCUCCUGUGUUUGCAGAAGACACCGUGCAGUCUCUCAUUAUCAGCGAGCUAACUCCAGUGAACACUGUGGUGUUAACUAUCCAGGCCACAGAUGCAGAUAACGACAAGAUCAUUUACUCUAUUGACCAGGCAUCCCCUGAUGCAGAAUACUUCAAGAUUGAUCUCCCCAACAGCGGAGAGGUGAUCCUGUCCAAGCCUCUGGACUAUGAGACCAAAACCCUGCUUAAUAUCAUCAUCCAUGCCUCUGAAAUGAGCACUGCUGAGCGCUUUAAUACCAGCAGCAACAUCACCAUCACCGUUCUGGAUGGAGAUGACCAGUACCCACAGUUCCUGCCCUGCAUGCUACUUUUUCAGGAUGAGAAUACUCACAUCUGCACCAGCCCUGUGUACACAGUCAAAGUCACAGAGGGGGAAGAGGACAUUGUGUUGGACUUCUCUCCUGGUCCCAUUCAUGCAGUGGAUGGAGACAGAGGCCUCAACUCUUCACUCAGCUACGCCAUUCUCUCAGGAGACGAUGAUGGGCGUUUCCUAAUGGACGCAGAAACAGGGGUGAUGAAACUGAUUCGGGGGGUUGGAGACAGACUCACAACUCCAGAGCUGCAUCUGCAGAUCAUGGCAUAUCAGGACGACGACCCCAGAAAAUAUUCUGUUGCUACAGUGUUGGUCAGAGUUCUGGCUGUGAACAAGUUUUAUCCACGGUUUGACAGGGUUGAAUAUCAAGGCUUUGUAUCUGCCGGAAAUAGCCCCGCCUCUGUGGUCUAUACCUAUGGCAGCAAAGCGCUGAUGUUACACGUACAAGAUCAAGACUUUACCCAUGGUUUCAAUCCCAUGAUCCACUUCACCUUCAGUCCUACAUCCAAUCACACAGACAUCUACCAAAUCACACAGGAGGGUAUUCUGAUCGCUAGGACCAAUAAACUUAAAGCAAAACAGAAACACAUUCUAAAGGUAAGGGCUAUAGACCAGGACUCAGGUGAUGCCACCUUUGCUACUGUAAUGGUGGAGGUGUUAUUUGAAGGACAAUCAAUCCCUAAUAGUCCACUGGGAGAUAAUCCAAUAAGCUGCACUGUGGGCAAAGCGAUGUUUUUGAGCAUGGUGUUCAUGACUGCACUUGGAUGUAUCCUGUCCAUGGUGAUGUGGCUGAAGAAGAAACAAAAAGGAAAGAGGGACCCACUGCAGAGAGGCUGUGUGGCCCAGGGCAAACACCCCAAUGUGAGUUUACGGUGGUUCCAACUGGGCAGUCACAAUAGCAGCAUGACAAACAUGGAGGAAGCACCAUACAACAAUGAAGAAUAUGGAAACUGCAAUCCUUCCUUCAGCUUCUCAGACAAUCCUGGGAUCUACACCCACCAAAACCUCCCCCCCUGCCGAGGACCCCUUCCACCCAGAACAACCGCUGCACCCGACACCAGCUUCAUCCCCAAUGAAACUGUGCCCAGCCCUGUGAUCUUCAACAAUAAUGUUUCUGCACCAAUCAAAAUCUCCUCCAGUUCUCAGCCAGCCACUGUGAAGAUGAGCCCCACACGAAAGGUUCAAAAUAGUGCUCCACCCGAAGAAAACCCUGACUCACCAAAUGAUACAUCCCUUGACCAUACUGAGGCACAACCUAACACCAGUCCUAGCCCUGGUUCUCCUGGUGAGACUGACACUCCACCAUUCACCUUUCCUGAUUUUCAAACUUCAGAAACAACCACCAACGAUGACCCUGCUGACCCUGUGACCAGCCCCUCCUCUCAAUCCAGUAUUCCAUGCAGUCAUACGCGAAUUUCUUCAGCAGAAAUUGACAAACCCUUCCGCAAACCUCGUGUGAAGACACCCCCAUAUUCACCCCUACUGCCCUCGCCCCCACCCACCCCAGAGCAUGUGUCUUUGAAGGCCACACUUGUACUUAUAGAUACUUCUCCUUUAGAUACACCUCCAGUAACACCAGAGCGAACAUCUAUGACCCAAAGCACAGACGUAGACCAACCCUCUACAUCACUGGACCAAACAGAGCAAUCGGAGCUGCCGGGUGGGGCUGCAGACACCGAAAGUCCAUUUGGGGACAGGAGGCCCUCGACGAACUCAGGAAAUGAGCAGGACGGUUGCAGGGCCGGGGGUGUGGAUGAUGAUGGUUUUCUGGGUGAUGAAGAUGCAGACAAGAACAAUGAGGAGGAGGAUGAUUUAGCAUCAGACGAAGAAGAGCUGCUGAGGGUGAUGGCUCGUUGUAAUCCUAUGUUUAUCACAUUUACUACUAAGUGAUGUCACUAUAAUAUUGUGUGAACUGAGAGGGAUGGGGCAGACGAUGAGAAGGUAAACUGAAGAUGGAUGACAGACACCAGAUACGUCAUUGAAAGAAAAACUACAGUGUGGUUCUGCUGUGCUGUAGGAACUAAUGAAGCAAAGGCAGAAUACAUAUCUAUAUGUAAACAUAGACAUUUACACAAUUAGAACACAUGUUGUUAGACUGCGUAUAUGAAAGGAAUGAGGGACCUCAAAUGCACAAUGCAAUUUGAAAAACACUCUUUUAAAUCAAACUUGUCCGUUUUUUUAUAAAUUAUGAAAGGAUUCAUCAAGAAUACAUCAUUAACUGCAAAGUUAGUAUAAGUAGAACAGCCUGAAUGAAUCAAACACAUUGUCUGUGAAUGUCUACAAAU